Molecule: messenger RNA, 1324 nt
Organism: Tripterygium wilfordii
Lineage: Eukaryota; Viridiplantae; Streptophyta; Magnoliopsida; Celastrales; Celastraceae
Product: RPM1-interacting protein 4-like
Exons: 4
Coding region: 194-979 (261 amino acids)
Source: RefSeq, a predicted model, not a curated record
UGGUCAAACGUUACCGGUGGCGCCAGUCAAUAUAUCUCCCUCUCUCUGUCAAUAGACUCAAUUAUCUCUUUCUUUAUUUCAUCGCUUGCUUGCUGGGUCGUUGAAGGGUUUCGUGGAGCUACUCGUGUUCAGAGCUGAAGGAUUGUUUCCUGCUGUUUCUGGGUUUCCAGUUUUUGCUUUUGUGAAGAGAGAAAUGGCACAACGUUCACAUGUGCCAAAGUUUGGCAAUUGGGAAGCUGAAGGGAAUGUUCCUUACACGGUGUAUUUUGAUAAGGCGCGGAAAGGGCGAACUGAGGGGAAGGUGAUUAAUCCAAAUGACCCUGAAGAGAACCCAGACAUACUUUCCGAUUAUGUAGCUGCAAAAGCUUCUCCAUCAAAAAUGAAUGCUGCACCAGAGAAACCAAUAUCGCAGGGGGCAGUUGGACGAACCCAUGAACAUCAAAGAAGCAAGGAAGAUGGUGAUCUCAAACAGUUCAGUGAUUCUCCAGCACGUCAUGACCAUGUAAAUCGUAGAUCUAGCGAAUCAGCUCCUCGCUAUGGAGGCCGUGGAGUAAGCUCUGGAGAAACCAAUAAACGACCUACAAAAAGUAUUGGUUCUGAAAACAGCAUUGAGCAGUCACCACUGCAUCACCAAGCAAGAAAUGGAAGAGGUGUCAAGGCUCCUUCUCCUGCUUGGGAAGGAAAGGGUUCAUAUGAGGGUAGCCAUGGCACUCCUGGAAGGGCCCGAACAAGACCAAGUCCUAUUGGUGAUGAAAGUCCCGACAAAAGUGCUGCUGUGCCGAAAUUUGGAGAUUGGGAUGAGAAUAACCCUGCAUCAGCUGAUGGUUAUACGCACAUUUUUCAAAAAGUGCGUGAGGAAAGGCAGACAGCAAGGGUGCCAGGAGGCAUGCAAACUGAAUCAUCUCAUGACUACUAUCGUAGGCAAGCUGCCAAUAACGAUAGCGCUAAAAGUUGCUGUUUUCCAUGGGGCAGAAAAUGAGUUCUUCGAUAUGGACAAUAUUUCUGGAAUUUGUAAAUACACGGAGGGCUCUAUCGAAGGGAAGUGAUUUAUUCGCCGUGCAUUCAUUGUCUUUCUGUUCAGUGUGCUUAUAAAGACCGUAUGUUUUAUGGGAAAACAGGGUCGUCUUCAUCUGUCUUCAUCAUGCUUUGCGUCGUAGAUGGUCCUGUGUAAUGUACUAUUUACCAUUUCUGUUUUGUUAUUGUCUUUGUUGAAGUAUCAGCUUCAAAUCCCUCUUUUUGUCAUGCCAUUAGCACUCUUGUUUAUUCUCUUGUAUUGAUUUAAUUCACGAAUGCAAAGAUACUCCCUUCCCGAUCUUUGAUUUUA